This is a messenger RNA of Oldenlandia corymbosa var. corymbosa, 2315 nucleotides long. NCBI's taxonomy places the organism in Eukaryota, Viridiplantae, Streptophyta, Magnoliopsida, Gentianales, Rubiaceae. The record is from the annotation of a GenBank genome assembly.
GUCACAAUUGCCUCGACUCGUACUAGUUCUCCAAUGGCGGGAAAAUCUCUGCCUAGAAUUACAGAAAGCCAAUAGCCCAGAGUUGCGCACCGAUAGUGAUUGAGUGAAGAGAGAUGGAAGGUGGAGAAGAAGAUCCAUAUGGCUCUCUCGUCAAUUUCUGCCGACCCACUUCUUCGCAGGAGCUGAAAUUGGAGAGUUGCCCUUUUGCUCGAGAAUCUGAGGUCUUCCCCGACGCCGUCGAUUCCUUGGGAUCACCAUUUUCGCCGGGUACGACGCAGUCAUCGCCUCCGGGCAUCGUCAUGGUUUCCCUUCCUGACAGUGAAGACGAGGAAUGGCUGACUGACGAGAAUCCCCCUUUAGAAAAUGAAGAUUUCCAAACCCCUCCGGAGGACCAGCUUCUCUCCCAGUCGUCCUCCCAAGAAGAGCCCCGGCGGAAUUCAAAUCCAAUGUCAACGGAAGAUGCGAAAGGUGAAGCGGAUAGGGCAACCGCUGAGGAUGAAAGUAGAGACGAUGAGCCAGGUGUGGAAAAUCUAGGGUUUUUGAAAUUGGGGGAAAUGACAAGGGAUGAAAUUGGAGCCUCGAGGGGCGAUCUUUUGGAAAGAAAUGACGGAUUCUUGGUUGGAUUGAAGGAAUUUGGGGUUUCUGAGGGUGGAUGUGAAGGACCGGCGUUGAAGAAAAUUAGGGUUGCGGAAGAAAUUGGGGACUCAACGGUGCAUGCUCAGGUGGAAGUGGCUAUAAUUAAUGAAAAGGUGGAUAAUGGCGACGAUGAGGUUGUUGAAUUAGAUAUUGAUACGAGUGAUGACGAAAUGGAGCAUGAUGAGAAUUUGAUUUUAAACGCUUGGCAUUCGGUUGAGGAAUCUGAUGAUAAUAGUGUUGAUGAAGUUAGCAGCAACAAUGGUGAAGAAGGCAUUCAAAAUGAUCAUGAGAUGCAAGCUGAGAAUGCUACCGAUGAUGGUGGUUCUCGCAGUGAUGAUAACAAUCCAGUGGAGGAAGAGGAAGGCAUCCAUUUAGAUAUUGAUGGCAAGAGUGUGUCCAGGAAUGGUGAUUUGGAUGUGGAGGAGUUGGAGGAAGAGGAAGGCAUUCAUCUAGAUAAUGGUGACAAGAGUGUGUCCAGGAAUGGAGAUUUGGAUGUGGAGGAAUUGGAGGAAGAUGAAGGGGUUCAUCUAGAUAAUGGUGACAAAAGCGUGUCCAGGGAUGGGGAUUCGGACAUGGAGGAAUUGGAGGAAGAGGUUAGAAAUAACAGGGGCCAGUUGAGGGAAUGCAGAAAGGAGGGUUUGAAUUCUAUGAAUAGAGAGGAUAUUGAAGCAUUCAAUUACAAUGGUAAUGGCAGCAGCGAUAAUGGCAAUCAAAGGUGGAAGGAGGUGGUGAGAAGAAGACGCGAACUGCCGCGAUCAAUGAGGGAGAAUCACAAUGAAAGGGGAGGAAGGAGGGAUGUUGAUAGUCUGGAUUUGAAGAAUCUCUCUCCUAAGGAACUCUUGGAUGCUUUGGCAUUUUUCUUGAAGGUAGAGCAUGAUAGCGAGGUAGACUUUUUAGAAACAGCAAAAAGGAGAGGUAUGACUUUUCCUCAGCCUAGGUGGAUUUAAUUACUGUCUUGGGGUACAGCUUUUUGGUGGCCUAGAAGUGUUAAUGUUUUUGUUGAAUAGGGAUGUGUAAUGCAGUCAGACCAAUGUUCAUAUAACUAAGUGCAUGGGGAAAUCUUCUGUACAGUACUGCAAGAAGUUUUGGGGGUAUUUAUCACGUGUUCUUGUCGAUGGCGUGGUUUAACUAGCUGUAGUAAGUAGAACUUGAUGUAGGUUUUCAUUACCUGUUAAUCUGUUUUGAUGUAAAUGUCACGUUUAAUGCUUGGAAGAGCUGAAAGAAUUUGUCAGAUAUGGGAACUUGUGCUGCAUUUUUUGACAGUUUAACAUGAGUUGUUUACGCUGACCUUUCAGUGUUCUUAGCUCAUACAAUUAGGCAGUUAACAGGUUGAUUUUCGAAUUUUCUGUGAAUUCUGUUUUUGCGCAAGUAGGAAGAGGAUAUUGGGCGACUGUUGGUCCUGCCACCUAACAGUGGCAAAGGUAGGAACUGAACUGCUGACCUAUCCAGGACCUUUGGAGGUGACGAAGCUCUAACUGCUCAGUCAACUGUUCGUUACUAUGUUGCUAAGGUUGAGAUGUAAUGUUCCAUGAACUGUGAGCUGAAACUGACAAGGUGCCAUAGGUUUUAGAUUUUGUUACCAUAGGAUGAUAAUCUGCUGCCAUAUGUGGCUUUUACUCCAUAUGAAGGGACCCUGGAUACUGAAGAAUGUUGUGGUUUUUUAUGUGCUUAUUGAAGAC